AGCUCGCACCCGGGCUCCGAUCGCUCGCCCGGCUCCUCUCGCUCUGCUCCCGGCCGGGGCCGCGGGUUCGGUCCGGGCGCCGGUGCGCUCCUGCCGUUCCUCGUGCCCGGGACUCCAGGUCCCCGCGGGCUGCCGCGCAAGAUGAAGCUAGCCCUGCUCCUGCCCUGGGCUUGUUGCUGCCUCUGUGGGUCGGCGCUGGCCACCGGCUUCCUCUACCCCUUCUCGGCCGCAGCCCUGCAGCAGCACGGCUACCCCGAGUCCGGCGCCGGCUCCCCUGGCAGCGGCUACGCGAGCCGCCGGCACUGGUGUCAUCACACAGUGACACGGACGGUGUCCUGCCAGGUACAAAAUGGCUCGGAGACGGUGGUCCAGCGCGUGUACCAGAGCUGCCGGUGGCCAGGGCCCUGCGCCAACCUCGUAAGGACUCUGAUCAGACCCACCUACAGAGUGUCCUACCGCACGGUGACGGCGCUGGAGUGGAGAUGCUGCCCUGGCUUCACCGGGAGCAACUGUGAUGAGGAAUGCAUGAACUGCACCCGGCUCAGUGACAUGAGUGAGCGACUGACCACACUGGAGGCCAAGGUCCUCCUGCUAGAAGCAGCAGAACAGCCCUCCAACCCGGACAAUGACCUGCCGGCCCCCGAGAGCACUCCGCCGACCUGGAAUGAGGACUUCCUCCCCGACGCCAUCCCUCUCGCUCACCCUGGGCCACGACAGAGAAGGCCCACGGGCCCAGCCGGGCCCCCGGGGCAGACAGGACCACCAGGGCCUGCAGGCCCCCCUGGGUCUAAAGGUGACCGAGGCCAGACAGGAGAGAAGGGUCCAGCGGGGCCCCCUGGGCUCCUGGGGCCUCCAGGGCCCCGUGGGCUUCCUGGAGAGAUGGGGCGCCCCGGCCCCCCAGGACCACCCGGCCCAGCAGGCAGCCCAGGCCCCUCACCAAACAGCCCCCAGGGCGCCCUCUACUCCCUGCAGCCGCCUACAGACAAAGACAAUGGAGACUCAAGGCUGGCCUCUGCCAUCGUGGACACAGUGCUGGCGGGCGUCCCAGGACCCCGGGGUCCUCCUGGUCCACCAGGUCCCCCUGGGCCUCAAGGUCCCCCAGGACCCCCAGGAACAUCUGGAUCCCAGGGCCUGGCUGGAGAGCGAGGCACGGUGGGGCCGUCCGGUGAACCUGGCGUGAAGGCGGAAGAAGGAGAGAAAGUCGCCACUGCAGAGGGCGAGGGGGUGCAGCAGCUGAGAGAGGCCCUGAAGAUCCUGGCAGAGAGAGUCCUCAUCCUGGAGCACAUGAUUGGGAUCCACGAUCCCCUGGCCUCCCCGGAGGGAGGUUCUGGCCAGGAUGCUGCCCUGAGAGCCAACCUCAAGAUGAAGAGGGGUGGCCCCCAACCCGAUGGGGUCCUUGCUGCCCUGCUUGGGCCGGACCCUGGACAGAAGAGCGUGGACCAGGCCAGCAGCAGGAACGUUGUUUUCUGGAGCGGAUGUUCCUCUAAGAUCACUGCGGCAGGAGAGGAGAGAGACAGAAAGGGGACACUGGCUCCUAACUGCUCCAGCCCAGAAGAGAUGCAGUCGCUUUCCACUCACAUCCUAUUGGUUGGAACUGGCCACAUGACUCCAGACUCCUGCACCUCCUCAGGUGGCCCAGCCCUGCCUCACCUUCUCAGAGAUGCUGGCUUGGACCCCACCCACGAGAACAGUUGGCAUCUCCAUCACCUAGCCCAGGCCACUGUCCUGAGCUAAUCAGGAGCUACUCAUGGGCUCUCUUCCCUAGAAACUCCUCGAAGCCAGGGAGAAGGGCAGCUUCAUCUCCAGGUUCCCAGCACCAGGUGGCCCAGAACGGGCUUUAAUAAGCUCCUGCUUGAAUGAGUGACACCCAAUGAUCGUGAUGGCUUGAAUAAAUAAAGGAAUGAAAGAAUGAAUGGGACUGAUUAGAAGAGUCACCAGGAACAAGGCGUCAAGAGACUAAUCUUGAAUCAUGAUUCAGUCACUUCCCUCCUGUGUGACAUGGAGCAAGUUUCUUUACCUCUCUGGGCUUCAGUUUUCAGUUCUGUAGAAUGGGAUUAAUAGUUUUAGCCCUGCCUUCAAAACAGUUGUGUGCCUAAAACAAAAUAAAGGGGUUGCCAGGUGUGGUGGCUCACGUCUGUAAUCCCAGCACUUUGGGAUGAUGAGGUGGAUCAUUUGAGGUCAGGAGUUCGAGACCAGCCUGGCCAACAUGGUGAAACCCUGUCUCUACUAAAAAUACAAAAAUUAGCCGGGCAUGGUGGUGGGCACCUGUAAUCCCAGCUACUCAGGAGGCUGAGGCAGGAGAAUUGUUGAGCCCAGGAGGUGGAGGUUGCAGUGAGCUGAGAUGGCACUACUGUAUUCCAGCCUGGGUGACAGAAGGAGAUUUAAUCUCUAAAGAAAGAAAGAAAGAAAGGGGUUGAGCAUGCAAUUAUAUUAAAGGUCCAUGUACCACUCAUCCCUCCCUCCUUCCGUCCAUCCAUCUACUCAUUCAUCCAAUUAUCAAUUCAUCCAUCCACCACUCAUCCAUCCACCCAUCUAUUCAUCUAUUCAUCCACCCACCAUCCAUCCACUUAUUCAUCCAUCCACUCACUCACACAGUCAUUCACCCCCUCACCCAUCUAUGUAUCCAUCCAAUUAUCCACCCAUCCAUCCAUUCAUUCAUCUAUUUAUCCAUCCAAUUAUCCACACAUCCAUCCGUUCAUCCACCCAUUUAUUAAUCCAUCCAAUUAUCCAUCCAUCAUCUAUCCAUCCAUCCAUCCAUCCAUCCUCUUGUCCAUUCAUUUAACAACCACUCACUGAGACCUCCUGCAUGCCAGGCCUGUGUUGAGGAAUGGGGGACAGUGUGGGGUCAGAAGAAGUACCUACCUCCAGAACACUCUCUCAGGGAGAGGUCAUCAGUGGCAGCAGAGAAGCCCAGACAGGAGCUAAGGGAAGGAGGCUGAGCAUGCCAUCUCAAGAGUGCAGCCCAGGCCGGGCGCGGUGGCUUACACCUGUAAUUCCACCACUGUGGGAGGCUAAGGCAGGCAAAUCGCUUGAGCCCAGAAGUUCAAGACCAGCCUAGGCAACGUGGUGAAACUGUCUCUAGAAAAUUUUAGCCAAGGCCGGGCACGGUGGCUCAUGCCUGUAAUCCCAGCACUUUGGGAGGCCGAGGUGGGUGGAUCACCUGAGGUCAGGAGUUUGAGACCAGCCUGGCCAAAAUGGUGAAACCCCAUCUCUACUAAAAAUACAAAAAUUAGCUGGGCGUGGUGUCGUGCACCUGUAGUCUCAGCUACUUGGGAGGCUGAGGCAGGAGAAUCGCUUGAACCUGGGAGGUGGAGGUUGCAAUGAGCUAAGAUUACACCACUGCACUCUAGCCUGGGUGACAGAACAAGACUCCGUCUCAAAAAAAAAAAAAGAAAAGAAAAGAAAGGAAAAGAAAAAAUUAGGCAAGCGUGAUGGCGCAUGUCUGUAGUCCCAGCUACUCGGGAGGCUGAGGCAGGAGGAUUACUUGACCCCGGGAAGCAGAAGCUGAAGUGAGCCAAGAUCACACCACUGCACUCCAGUCUGGGUAAUAGAGCAAGAUCCUGUCUCAAAAACAAAACAAAACAAAAAAAGAGUACAACCCAAACCUCUGCUUCCCACCACCUCAAAUGCACCUGCUCUUGUCAUGCUCAGCCAGCUUCAGAAAUCCUAGGAGGCCAGGAACACUUCUGCCAGGGGUCCAGUUGGGAGGACAUUUGGAGGACGUGGUCAUGGAGGUGGAGGUAAAGAGGAAGGGAAAAUCAGACACACAGAAGUUAAGAAAUAUGCCGCCAACUACUGUUGAAUUGGGAUGUGAGUCCUCAGCCACAUUCUUAACCAGGUCCACAUCCUGGAUGAAAUGGGCCCUCAAGCCAAGUGCUCGGAAAGCCUCCAAUAAGUGGCUGGCCAGCAUCUGUUACAUACUUCCCCUGACAAGACACUCACUACCUUUCCAGGCUAGUGAGGCUCAUCUGUGUAUGGCUCUGACUGUGAAAAACUCUUUCUUGGAUAGAGGAUCCACACUGGCCCUGGCUCUGCCCUCUGGACCCUGUAUUCCCGCUGGCCUGGAAUGUCCCUGCAGAAACUUGAAGACAGUGGUGUGUCUCAGAGCCUUCUCUUCCUCAACAUGGGUACUCUUCCCUGCUCCCCCCAAGUCCUUUCACCUCCCAGCUGUCCAUCUGGCACAGAAGAUCAAGUGCAUUGUUGAGACCACAAGGGAGGGGAGGCAGCUUAGGAGAUCAGGAAGAAAACUGAUGACACUAAUGUAUGGUCUUAGCCUCACCCUUGGCCUUAUCCUGUGCUUUCUAGACAUUAACUUUUGUCAGCCCCCAAAUCUUGAUUUAAUCAUUCCCUCUUAAUGUAUUAUCUUCAUUGCUAUAAAAUGCCUUGAUUCCUUUUGGGGAGUAGA
Molecule: messenger RNA, 4405 nt
Organism: Symphalangus syndactylus (siamang)
Lineage: Eukaryota; Metazoa; Chordata; Mammalia; Primates; Hylobatidae
Gene: COL26A1
Product: collagen type XXVI alpha 1 chain
Molecular function (GO): protein binding
Source: RefSeq, a predicted model, not a curated record